This is a messenger RNA of Microthlaspi erraticum, 2046 nucleotides long. NCBI's taxonomy places the organism in Eukaryota, Viridiplantae, Streptophyta, Magnoliopsida, Brassicales, Brassicaceae. The record is from the annotation of a GenBank genome assembly.
AUGGCUGAGGCUCAAGAUCCUUUCCCUUUCCCGUCUAAUCUUCAUGUUACCAGUUCAGUUACAAUUAAGCUUAAUGAUUCCAAUUAUCUACUCUGGAAAACCCAAUUCGAAUCUCUUCUCCGUAGCCAGAAGCUUCUUGGCUUUGUUACCGGUCAAACUCCACCUCCGCCGGCCACUGUUCUCAUCACAGUCAACAAUGAGCAAGUCCACCAACCUAAUCCGGUUUUUGAAGCUUGGCAAUGUACUGAUCAACUUAUUCUCUCAUGGCUGUUUGGUAUUCUAACAGAGGAAGUCUUAGGUUAUGUUCAUGUUUUAUCAACCUCUCACGAGGUCUGGAUGGCUCUUGCUGACAAUUUUAAUCUGUUUUUAGAGAGUUUGAUUUGCGUAGACGUCUACAUCAACUCUCUAUUAAAGCCAGUUGAUGAGUCGAUGAAGAUUUUUACUUUUCUGAACGGUUUGGGUCGUGAGUAUGAUCCGAUCUCCACUGUCAUCCAGAGUUCUAUGUCUCGUUUCCCACCACCGACGUUCAAUGAUGUCGUCUCUGAUGUCUCUGGUUUUGAUCACCGGCUUCAAUCUUAUGAUGUUUCAACGGACGUGUCGCCGCAUAUGGCUUUUCAAACACAACGCUUUGGACCUUCUCAACGAGGUCGUGGUGGUUCUUACUCUCGGUUUGGAAACAGUCGUGGUCGUGGUAGUGGUUUUUCAACCCGGGGUCGAGAGCAAGCAAAACCGGAGACAAAGGAUGUUGUUCCAACAAGAAAUGCAGUACCUUCAUCAUCAUCAUCAUCUCCAGACACUCAGCUGCAGACUGUGGUUUCUGAAGCCGACAUACAGAAAACUGCCUCUCCAAAACCGGAGACAAAAGAUGAUGUUCCAAAAAGAAAAGAAGUACCUUCAUCAUCAUCAUCAUCAUCUCCAGAUAGUCAGUUGCAGACUGUGGUUCCAAGAGUCGUCUAUAUACAGAAAGUUGCUUCUCUAAAUCCGGUGACACAACCAGUACAAUCCAUAUCCAGACCUGUGACUGGGAGAAAUCUGCUCUGGAAUCAAGCUGCUCCAGUGAAAAAACUUGUUUGGAAACCAGUAUCUGGUAGAUCACCUUCAUCAUGUCAAGCAUCAUCAUCUCGAGAUAUUCAGCUGCAAACUAUGGUUCCUAGAGACGAUAUACAGAAGACUGCUUCUCCAAAACUUGAGGCACAACAUGUACAAUCAAUGUCUAGACCUGUGAGUACUCCUAUAAUCCCUCGAGAGCAAGCUGCACCUCUAAUAUCUGUUGUUCAAACCUCGACACCGUCAUUUGCUCGUUCAAUGAGCUCAGCAGGCCGUUUAGGUUCACCACCACAUAGCCAAACUUACAUUCCUAAGUCCUAUGAACAUCCCAUAGUGGGUUCACCUGGUUUCAACCACUCAAGCUCUCAACCGAAGGCAACAAGCUCAUUGCCGCCUUAUUCACAUCCGCCUCCCAUCUCGGUAUCUAGUCAGUCUUGUUUCCCUAUCAACGUUAGCUCUUGGGAUCUUUCAUAUUGUGGGCUCUUGUGGACCGGUGGUUCGAGUUCAAACAGAGACACAACAACAACCAUCACCGGGAAUCAUCGAACGGACCUUUACAACACACCGGUAACUACCAGCACCCAGCCUACUAAUAAUGUUCAGUUUGGGAAAGCGGCAAAUCUUGGGAUCUCUGGCAGGUCAAAAAGUCAUAGUGAAGAAUCUAUGCCACAUUUUUCUUUUUAUUCGUAUUGGCAAAUGGAUGAGCUGGCACAAACGCAACGGCAGAUGGCGAACAUGGACAUGUCUUUACUGGCAAUGAGGAACCAAGACGAUUUCUCUUACUUUAGCUUUGGUUCAUCAUCAAACCCGGAGUUGCAUGGCCCCUUCAGGGCGGGGACAUGUCAAGUGAACCAGCUCAUGCGUGUGAUUGAGAAGAUGGUACGUAAUCGCAUUGUCUCCUUUCGCUACGUCGAGAAGCCUAACCUCCGGGAUCUUCUCCGUGGUUUAGAGCUCACGACUCUCUUUGGAUCAUCAAUUGGUUUGUGUUUGUCAGUUUAA